AUGUUCUCAUUGAUCAAAAAUAUAAAAAGAAUGAUACGAUCUUAUGAUAACUUUGGAGUCUCCUUAAACUUCAAUAUUGGAAAUAGAAAACAAUACUAGAGUGUUUGUGGAGGAUUAAUGUCAAUUGUUAUGACAAUAGUGCUCAUGUAUAUUUUUAUCACAGGAUUAAUCAGGCUAUUAGUAAGAGAUAAAUUCUAAGUAUUGAAAUUGUAUAUUUAGAUUGAUGUACAAUAACUUCAAAAUAUGAAUCCUGAUUAUUAAGAAAUGAAUAUCACUAAUUUUAUGUUUGCCAUAAAGUUGGAUAAUCCCUUCUCUAUUUAUUAUCCAAAUGAUAUAAAAAUAGCUUAUGAUAUUGGAAUGUUUUAAACAUAAAUCACUAAAUUAGCAAAUGGAACUCGUAUAAAAACUGUGUUGAAUAAAAUAUCAUUGGAAUAGUGUCAAGCUGAACAUUUUUAAUAUGUUAAUUAUGAAGGCUUUCAAGAUAUAUAUGCUGAUUUAAAAGCCUAUUUAUGUCUUCCUAAAAAUUUCAGUUUAAAAUUACAAGGCACAUAUAAUUCUGAAUUCUUUUAGUAUCCCUCUUUAAAGAUUUCAAUUUGCUAUAGAGAAGAAUGCUACACUAAGGAAUAGAUAGAUUAUCUUGCUUAAAAUAAAUCUAUUUUGUUAUCAUUAUCAACUUUAAUUCAAUCUUCUAUUUAUAUGAGAGAUAGCACAGACAACUAUCUUCUACGCUAUUUAAAUUCUGAUUUUUACUUAUAGACAACACUUAAAGAAGAAAGCAAAGCAGAUAUAUUUUUUAAAAACAAUAAAAUUAUAGCUGACAAUAGUAUUUUGAGUUUAUAUAAAGAAGAAGAGAAAAAAGAUUUUUGGUCAUUUUCUUUAUAUAAUUAUAGAGAAUUUAGAGUAUUAAGUAUUUGUAAUUUAGGGAUAUCAUGAUUAACCAAGUACAAUUUUUUCCUUGAACUUUAGAAUAAGUUAAGAUUAUGAAUAAACCAAAAAAACGGCAGACACACUUGAUUCAUUUUUAUCAUAUUUUGGAGGGAUGUUAAAAAUAAUAUCUACUAUUUUUGGAUUGGUUGCUUUAUAAUAUAAUGAGAUGGGAUUAAAAAUAUCAUUAGCAAAUCAUUUAUAUUAAUUUAAUAUUCCAAAGAAAAAAAAUGGAAAAUUUGAGUUCUCUUAUGAUAAACUUUUAAGUUAUAUUUAAGCAUCCAUAAAUAGAGUAUCUGAAUUAUAAAAGAAAUUAAAACAUCAUACUAAAUCUAUCAUAAAAACAAGUAUGGUGAUGAAAGCUUGGAAUAGUUAAAAGUUUUCAAAUGCUUCUAUUUCAAAUUAAUAAACUUAACAACGAGAAUAAACAGAAGCUCCUUAUAUUGAUAAUUUAACUUAUUAAAAGUAUGUGGAACAAUUAUAAGACUAUAAGGGAAAUUUCUUACAAAGAUUAAUAACAAUUUUUCAUACAACUAGACAUGAUCUAAGAUUAGGAAUCAAUUUCUUAUUUUAUGAAUUUUUGUGUUGUACCUGUUGUGAAUAAAUUGAAGUCACUAGAAAGAUGAUCCAUUAAUGUAAAACUGUAAUAGAUAAGGAUCUUGAUAUUGUUCAUCUUUUGUAAAAGAUUUAAGAAAUAGAUAAAUUGAAAUCUAUAAUUUUGGAAAAAGAUUAGAUUAGAGUUUUUAAUUAUACACCAAAACCUAUUAUUAAUAUAAAUCCAUCUUAUUAACAUUAACCAACAGAAGAAGCAAAUGGAAUUGAAUUAUUUUAAUAACUAAAUUCAUGGAGAUAAAAACACAGAAUAAGAAGAAUGAAAAAUUCAUCUCAUAAACCUAAAAGACUAAUUAAAAUUUAUGAUGCUUAUAGUAGAUUGAAAUAAUAGCAUAAUAAUAAAAAAAACUAAAGAAUAAUAUAGCUUUUAGGUCCUACAAUUGAAAUGAUCUUCUAAAAAUAUUAUGAAAUAUAAAAUAUGGCUAAAGCUAUGAAUUCUGAUAAAAAUGACAAUUUUGAUAAUGCAAUUUAAAUAAGUGAUGUUUAAAUGGAUGCAGAUUUUCCAGAAAAUAAUUAUCAUAAUAAUAAAAGAGUAAAUACUUCGAUUGAGGACUCUCAUAAGACGAAACUUUAAUAAAUUGCUCCUAAGACUUUGGAAAAUAAAGAUGAAGAAUUUCUCUAAUGGGAUUGA
This is a messenger RNA of Paramecium primaurelia, 2167 nucleotides long. The record is from the annotation of a GenBank genome assembly. Lineage: Eukaryota; Ciliophora; Oligohymenophorea; Peniculida; Parameciidae.